CCUUGGACGUCAAACGGUUGGUGUCAAUUUGCGUUUUGGCAUUGCAUAAUGGCCUUCCGCGCCGCGCUCCAACGAGUUGGCCGUCAUGCGACCCAGAAGUUCACCGUGACGAAGGUGGUCGCUCCUUCUUCUCUUCAUGCGAUGCGCAGUUUCUCCACUCAGAGAAAGAAGAAUGACGACGGCGGUGACAACUUUGAUCCAUUGGAAGGCGAUGUCGAACGCGUUUUCCACACUGCGUUCGACACGUGGGAAGGCAACGACUUGCCUGAAAUCCAAGAGAACUUUGAAAACCCUAGCUGGUGGAACACGGAUUUCCCCGAAGGAUUCACGGACGACAUGAAGCACGAUGUGGAGAUGCUUCAAGUGUUUGAGGACCUCGUCCCGUUCAUGGACCAUUCAUGGGAAUCCACGAUCCACCCGUUGCUGGACGGGUCGAAGAUCGCCAUGCAAAUGAACGUGACCCUUGAAGACUUUGACAACAAACUCUUUUUGGAUGACCAGACCACGUACGAUACCAAGGUGACGAUGGAAGUGCCGCUAAGCGCGCUCUCGUUGUCCGACGCGCAAAAGGAGAUUUUUAUUCAACUGUGCGGCCCCCGCUACAACAAAAACAAAAAACACGUCAAGUUGACGGAAGACCGGUAUGAAAAACGCGUCUUCAACCACAAGCGCCUCUGCGACAUCCUGCGGGACUUGGUCACGGCCUCUGUCGAAGUUGGCAACCAACAGACCAAGGCGUAGGACUUGACCAUUUUUUCCAUACCCCAAGAACCCACUUAGAUUCCAUUCGUCCUUCAUUCGUGCCGACUGUGUCGGUCAUUUCCUUGUGGAUGCUUAUCCUAGUGAAGACCAGACCCAUUUCGAACCAUCAUCUCCAUGGCGCAAGGGGUCGGCCGAACGAUGAUGCAAUGGCUGGCUAGCAACAACUUGCACAACGAGAUAGCCAACCUUUCCCAGCAUCCCUUCCAUCUUAUGUCGAGUAGAAAACC
Aphanomyces invadans is the source of this 989-nucleotide messenger RNA. RefSeq lists its product as hypothetical. NCBI's taxonomy places the organism in Eukaryota, Oomycota, Saprolegniomycetes, Saprolegniales, Verrucalvaceae. The coding region runs from base 49 to 741 and encodes 230 amino acids. The record is from RefSeq and is a predicted model, not a curated record. The transcript has a single exon. Gene Ontology annotation, biological process: mitochondrial translation. Gene Ontology annotation, molecular function: structural constituent of ribosome. Gene Ontology annotation, cellular component: mitochondrial small ribosomal subunit.